GAACCACUUAAAAUUUUUCUAAAUUUAGCCAGGGUUUAUCCCAGUUAACUUGUCAUAUGAAGUCACCAGGGAAUUCCCCUGACUUCAACCCACAGUGGAUGGAAGCCUGGCACGCUGCUCACAAUAGGAGAACAAAAGUCUAAAAUUCAAGGUAGUAAGUAAAUAUUUCACUUAACAUGGUUUUUCAUCCUAUUGUCUAAUAAACCAAGAUAACAAUCACGUUGUUGUUGUUGUUGUUGUUGUUUAUUAGGCAUGUACUAUGGUAUUGUGUGAUGACAUAACCUGGGCCGCAUCCUUCCGUUCAAAUUCACUCCCAAAAGGUACCAUGCCAUUCCAGUACAAGAAAAAGAGGGAAAAGUUUGGAUCAACGCCAGCUGCUGACAUGUUACGGGCUACAAAACGUGUUCUUGAAGGAUCUGAAAGUAUCCGUGCUGUUGCAAAGCAAACCGGUAUACCACGUGCUACCCUCAGACGCUAUGUGGACAAUGCUAGAAAAAAUGGCCUGGAGGAAGCAAGAAUGGCACCAAACUACAAAAAUGCUUUAGUGUUUACGGAAAAACAGGAGACGGACAUUGCUGAAUAUCUCCAGACAGCCUCUAGGAUGCAUCACGGACUCACUACGGCGGCUACUCGAAUGCUUGCAUAUGAGUUUGGAGUGAAGAAUAAUGUCACCAUGCCAAAGAGUUGGACAGACAAUAAAAGUGCAGGUCUUGACUGGCUUCGAGGAUUCAUGAAGCGCAAUCCCACCCUCAGCAUUCGAUCCCCAGAACCAACAAGUCUUGGAAGAGCAACCAGUUUCAACAGAAAGAAUGUGAAUGAAUUUUUUGACAAUCUGGAAGCAGUCAUGAAGAAGUAUAAAUUCGACCCAAGCCGGAUAUAUAAUGUUGAUGAAAGUGGCCUAACAACCGUUCAAAAACCACCCAAAGUUAUUGCACCAAAGGGCAAGAAACAAAUAGGACAAAUAACUUCUGCAGAACGGGGAACUUUGGUGACAAUGAGUGGGUCAGUUAAUGCCAUAGGAAACAGCAUACCCCCUCUAUUAAUAUUCCCUCGCGUGCACUUCAGGGAGCACGUGCUAAGAGGAGCUCCUCCUGGAACUAAAGGAGCUGCAAAUCCGAGCGGUUGGAUGUCGUCAGACAUAUUUGAAACAUGGUUAGAUCACUUCAUUGAGCAAAGUCAGUCAUCUCAGGAAAGGCCGGUACUGCUGAUACUAGAUAACCACACCACCCACAUUUCGAUUUCAAUAAUCGACAAGGCAAAAGCAAAUGGUGUUGUGCUUCUAACAUUUCCGCCCCAUACAAGUCAUAAGCUGCAACCAUUGGACAGAACAGUUUACGGCCCACUUAAAACCUACUUCAAUGCUGCUUUGAAUGAUUACCAGCUUAGCCAUCCAGGCAAAACGGUUACAAUCUAUGAAAUAGCUGAAUGCCUUGGUAAGGCAUAUCCUCGAGCUUUCACACCUGAAAAUAUCUGCUCAGGCUUUAAGGUAACAGGCAUUCACCCUUUUGAUCGCCAUGUGUUUACUGACGAUGACUUUCUUAGCUCUUAUGUGACUGAUCGGGAACAACCAGAAGUUCUCGAAGUGCAUGAUGCCACUGGAGUCCCGUCCGGCACAGAAGAAAGCCAUCAGUCAGAAACCAAUUUCAACGGUGAACCAGAAGAAGAAGCACCUCCACCGACUGCCUUGCCUACAUCAACUGCCCAAGGACCAACUAGCACACUUUGCCAUGCUCACGCAGAGUCGGCAGAACCUGUAGCUGGACCUUCAGGUACUUCAAACAAAUACUGGACCCCGGAACAGGUUCGACCAUACCCAAAGGCAGGACCCAGAGCGAAAAAUCAAAGCUCGAGACCAAAGUGUAAAACCCAGAUUUUGACAGACACACCCGUACGAGACCAGUUGCUCUCAAAAUUAUCCUGUAAGAGAAAAUCAAGUGGAAAAACAAAAGCUGCCAAGAAGGUGGCACAGGGACCCGAGAAUCCCCAAAACGACAGUUCAUCAAUGGAAGAUUCGGAAUCUGAGGUAUCUUAUGCUGAUGGAUCAGACAGUGACGAUUCACAGGAAGACUCUCAGUUUGUCGUCAUGGAACCCGACAUGGAGCAGGUGGCAGUUGGAGAUUAUAUGGUUGUAAAAUACGCCAGAAAAAAGAGCACAAGUUACUUUGUAGGGACUGUUCUGAACAAAGAUUUGGAGGAUGGUACCCUGGAGGUGAAAUACAUGGUAGAAAAACCCCAGAAAUUUGCACACAGGUUUAUUUUUCCGGAAAAGGAUGACAUUGACAUUGUACCAAUUCAGGAUGUUGUUAUGAUUCUUCCAAAACCUACGCCAGUCGGGGGCACCAAACGUGCUUCAAACCAGUUUGUGUUCGAUGUGAAUCUUGAUAAAUACUUUCAUGUUUAGAUGCUGUGAUGGCAUCGUGUUUAGAUGCUGGACUGGCAUGGCUUGGGAUGUUAUAGAUGUGUGCUAAAAAAAUAGGUCAGGCCAGGAUGGCAUAGAUCCAAAUCCAGUUCUGUGUUCAGGUUUUUUUAAGACAGGAGCAACUGAUUCACCCGUUGUUUGCUCAUGUUAUUUGUGAUUUGGCUUAGGACAGGCCAGAGGCAAUCGGCGAUGUGCCUAUACGAGUUCAGGUUAAGUUUGUUAUAGGCUAAGGCAUAAGUAUCUGCCUGUUUUCUGUUUAUGGUGUUCAACCAACACCAGUCGUUGGCAUCAAACGUACUUUAGACCAGUUCAUGUUUGAUGUGGUCUUUUAACACGUUCAUUUUUGUAUGCUGGGAUGGCAUAUGAGGUACCUAUACUUCUGUUGUAGGCUUUAAGAAGCCUUGAGUUCCAAUUUCAGGUUGGUUGGUUAUUUGGCUAAGCGUGCCCAUUACUAGUAUCUCAUUUCAGAUUAUUUUGGUGUUUCGGCUAAAGACAGGCCUCAGGUUUAAUUAUGUUUUAUAGACUGUAAUGCUGCUGUGCAAACACGUGUUCCUACAAAAAAAAAAACUUAUAAUAGCUGGACUUUUUUUGUUAAGAUUUUAGAUUUUUUUGUUAUCUUUACUGUUUUACAAGU
Neoarius graeffei (lesser salmon catfish) is the source of this 3053-nucleotide messenger RNA. RefSeq names its product tigger transposable element-derived protein 4-like. The record is from RefSeq and is a predicted model, not a curated record. The transcript is spliced from 3 exons. Gene Ontology annotation, cellular component: nucleus. NCBI's taxonomy places the organism in Eukaryota, Metazoa, Chordata, Actinopteri, Siluriformes, Ariidae. Gene Ontology annotation, molecular function: DNA binding. The coding region runs from base 260 to 2401 and encodes 713 amino acids.